UUCUGUGACAACAUCCGCUCCUCCGCUGUUUCCUUACUACGGCUAGUAAAUUAAACGGCUUUUUAUUAUGAAGUUAAUAUUAAUACCUACUUAAAAAGACGAUAAACUCUGAACGUGUUGCCUUAAAAGCGAAAAUCAUGGCUAGGAUCGGCGACAUCAUUCAUCUUAACGUCGGGGGCAAAAGGUUCAGUACCUCCAGACAGACUCUGACAUGGGUUCCUGACUCGUUUUUCUCAAGUUUAUUAAGUGGACGGAUAUCAACACUUAAAGAUGAGACUGGAGCGAUCUUCAUUGACAGAGAUCCGUCUCUGUUUGCUCCUAUUCUCAACUUCCUGCGCACUAAAGAGCUUCACCCCAGGUCCAUAGAUGUGCACUUAUUAAUGCACGAGGCAGAGUUCUAUGGGAUCACGCCGCUGGUGCGAAAGCUGCAGUUGUGUGAUGAGUUGGAUCGCUCCUCCUGCGGGAACGUGUUGUUCAAUGGCUACUUGCCUCCGCCAGUGUAUCCGGUGAAGCGCAGAAACAGGCACAGUGUGGCGGGGCCCCAGUUCAUGGGGGGCCGUGCGGGGCCAGUGGAAAGGGCCCCUGUGAGGAGGAGUAACACAAUGCCGCCUAACCUGGGCAAAGCUGCCAUAGAGGAGAGGGUGACAGGUCCGAUCGCUGAUCCAGGCAUGGUCAGAAUCAUAUGCGGUCAUCAUAACUGGAUUGCUGUAGCUUAUGCCCAGUUUGUGGUCUGUUACAGGGUUAAAGAGUCGAGUGGAUGGCAGCAGGUGUUCACCAGCCCUCGGCUGGACUGGGUGAUUGACAGGGUGGCUCUUAAUGCCAAAGUCAUGGGCGGUUCUCUAGGGGACAACGAUAAGAUGGUUGCUGUUGCAUCGGGCACAGAAAUCAUACUGUGGGCAAUCUGUCCCGAUGGAAAUGGCAAUGAAAUUGGUGUGUUCAGUUUGAAUGUGCCGGUGGAGGCUUUGUUCUUCGUUGGAAAUCAGCUCAUCGCCACCAGCCACACGGGUAAAGUGGGAGUGUGGAACGCAGUCACUAAACACUGGCAGAACCAGGAUGUGGUUCCUAUCAACAGUUAUGACACAGCCGGAUCAUUCCUCAUUUUGGGAUGCAAUAAUGGAUCUAUUUACUAUAUAGAUGUCCAGAAGUUUCCGUUGCGGAUGAAGGAUAACGAUCUGUUGGUGACUGAGCUGUAUCGAGAUCCCAGUGAAGAUGCUAUUACUGCUCUAAGUGUCUACCUGACGCCCAAAACAAGUGACAGUGGGAACUGGAUCGAGAUCGCGUAUGGUACUAGUUCAGGCACGGUGCGUGUCAUAGUGCAGCAUCCAGAGACGGUGGGAUCCGGUCCACAGCUCUUCCAGACCUUCUCCGUUCACCGCAGUCCUGUUACCAAGAUCAUGCUGUCUGAGAAACAUCUCAUCUCUGUGUGUGCAGACAACAAUCACGUCCGCACCUGGACUGUGACGCGUUUCCGAGGCAUGAUCUCCACUCAGCCUGGCUCCACCCCCCUCACUUCAUUUAAGAUCCUCUCAUUGGACGAUAUUGAUGGCCAUGGAGGCUGUGCUGCUGGCACUGAAAUAGGUCCGUAUGGGGAGCGUGACGAGCAGCAGGUGUUUAUCCAGCGUGUGGUUCCCGACACUGAUAAACUCUACGUAAGGCUCUCCUCCAAUGGAAAGAGGGUGUGUGAGGUGCGUUCGGUGGACGGGACAUCCAUCACGGCGUUUGUGGUGCAUGAGUGUGAGGGAUCCAGCCGCAUUGGGUCCAGGCCCCGCCGGUACCUCUUCAGUGGACACAGCAACGGCAGCAUCCAGAUGUGGGACCUCACGACGGCGAUGGAGAUCGCAGGGAAAGUGGAUAUCAAAG
Molecule: messenger RNA, 1860 nt
Organism: Sinocyclocheilus rhinocerous
Lineage: Eukaryota; Metazoa; Chordata; Actinopteri; Cypriniformes; Cyprinidae
Product: SH3KBP1-binding protein 1
Exons: 16
Biological process (GO): protein homooligomerization
Molecular function (GO): protein binding
Source: RefSeq, a predicted model, not a curated record